GUGUUGGACCAGCCCAGAGGUUGCGAUUCUUGGUGCUGACCAAAAGGAGCACUGCCUCUGGGGAUGACAAUGUUCAGGUGUAUAAAUGGGCAAUGGUGAAUUUAAUGCUGGGGUAACCCUGCAGUGGACUAGCAUCCCAUCCAGGGGGGAGUAGAAAUAUUGCUAGUUGCUUCAUGCUGCAGAAACCAAGAUAGGUUGCAGCCCAACCGGCCACUUAUCAUGUUUGCAGACUUAACAUACCAUUACAUGUACAUUGGUGUUUGAUGACAUUUUUCAAAAUAUUUUUUGCAGCUUCUAAGUGAAAUGGAGCUUGUCAGCAGCUCUCCUUAUAGAAAUGAAGUAGAAACUUGGUUGAGUCACCUGUGCCAUAAUCAACUAUAUGAAGGACACCGAGAGACACUUCUGAGGUUCUUAGAUGAAGUAUUCACUGCAGUAGCUGCUGAGCCAUAUGUGUACACAGACAUUGUAAUUGACAUGCAGACUGAAGCAGUUGCUCAAGAGGCAAAUGAGGUGCAGUUUGCUAUGGACUCUACUGAAUGGAAUUGGUCCUCUGAUAAAAGUCUGCCAGUGAGUCUACUACUUGUUGGAGCUUUAAAGCAGUAUUCACAGAUGCUCUCUAAGAUCAAUGAAUCAGAUGAGGAGACAGCAGUGGGUAGUCUAGGUUGCAUAGCCCGGUACAUGAAUUGUGUGAUCUUUGAUAUGAUUCACAGCACACUGAAUCCAGUCAUUCUGUGCUUCACUGUGCUUCAUUACUAUGGUAGCAUUGAACUGCCAGACCAUGUGACCGUCAUUAGAAGUUUGCACCAAGCCUUGCUGCAGUAUGUGAACUGCUGGUUUCCUGCUCCAAUGCGAGUGGAAGGUGUAACUGAUGUUUUAAAGGUAAUGUAAGGCCAAAAUUGGGUUAUGAGCACUAACAAAGUAUGCAAAGUUAUCUUUGUUUCUUUCCUUGAUUUUUUCCCUCUGCUAUCUUUCUGAAGAGAUGCAUGUAAGUUACAACUGUACAUGGAGGUAACUUGGAUAAGGAAUGCAUUGUAGAUGUGAAAUACUGUAACUGUCAAAUUUUGUCAUGAGCAACAUCAAAAUAUUAAUAAGAAAUUUAGUAAUAAAAGUUAAAUGAAGUUAUUGCCUCACAUUUGUGCACAUUUCCUGUCCUUGCUUUUCCUUUGAAUGACAGAGAAUUUCAUUGGAUUUUGCAUUGAGGCUGGAGUACAUUCACUUUGAAUUAUACAUGUAUCAAUGUUCAAACAGUAAUGUGCAGUAUUACUGCAUUUAAUAAAAAACCAUUUAUUUUGAAAAACA
Molecule: messenger RNA, 1299 nt
Organism: Orbicella faveolata
Lineage: Eukaryota; Metazoa; Cnidaria; Anthozoa; Scleractinia; Merulinidae
Product: nucleolar pre-ribosomal-associated protein 1-like
Biological process (GO): maturation of LSU-rRNA from tricistronic rRNA transcript (SSU-rRNA, 5.8S rRNA, LSU-rRNA); maturation of 5.8S rRNA from tricistronic rRNA transcript (SSU-rRNA, 5.8S rRNA, LSU-rRNA)
Cellular component (GO): nucleolus
Source: RefSeq, a predicted model, not a curated record